Messenger RNA from Polypterus senegalus (gray bichir), 3301 nucleotides. RefSeq names its product zinc finger protein 281-like. Lineage: Eukaryota; Metazoa; Chordata; Cladistia; Polypteriformes; Polypteridae. The transcript is spliced from 8 exons. Gene Ontology annotation, molecular function: RNA polymerase II cis-regulatory region sequence-specific DNA binding; DNA-binding transcription factor activity, RNA polymerase II-specific. The record is from RefSeq and is a predicted model, not a curated record. Gene Ontology annotation, biological process: regulation of transcription by RNA polymerase II. Gene Ontology annotation, cellular component: nucleus. The coding region runs from base 221 to 2887 and encodes 888 amino acids.
GCUCGUACAAAAUGGAGGAGAACAGCAGCUGCUCGAGAACAAUGUUUGGGGUCUAAUUUUUGCUCGCGUUUUCAUGCAACAAAGUGACGGUUCGCUCCGAUAAAACCCACAAAAAGAACGGAAAAGAAGAAGAGAUCCGCCGAGGAAGAGCAGAGGGGGCCGACGGUGGCCAUGCGCAGGAUAUUUUCCGUUGGCUUCAGUUAAUUUUGUGGCAUCAGUCAUGAGUAUUAUUCAAGACAAACUUGGCAACGAGUUCCUUCGGAAUGGUGGCAUGGAGCCCAACUUUCCACCAGGUAUGAUCAUGUUCAGCCACCUCCCUCCAGUGACCAGCUUUGCACGCAUCGCUGCGGGGUCUGUCAUGCAUGACUUGCCUCAGGAGAUGGUCCUCAAGAAGGAGCGCAACUCUCCCAUUGAAAAGACGUCCAUGGACUUCAUCCAGACGAUGGGCAUCAAGCAAGAAAAGAUGACUGAGCACGAUUACAGGGUACCGCUGUACGGCAGUUCUGUCAAGAAUCCUGAUCUUCUGGAAGUGUCGCUCCGAAAUCCAAAUUUGUUAAUACAAGACCUGAGCAUCGGCAGAGAGCACGGGCAACACCAGAGAGCUGUCGGAGGACGUCCAGGACAAGACUGGAAUGGGCUACAAGACCAUCAGCAGGAAGCUUGGAGAGAAGGUGACAACUGUUGGCGCGAUUCUUCGGAAAUGGGAGAUAAAUCUAAAAUGACGGUCAAUCGUCCUCGGUCUGGUCUGGAGCUCCAUGCAAAAUACGGGCAUCUAUUGAAAAACGACUCUGCCAUUCUGAGCAGGACUGUGGAGUCGUUGCCAGGCAGAACAGGGAAAGAAACAAAAGAAUCUGCUGGGAAGAAGACGAAGCGAUCCAGUUCGGACUCUCAAGAUUCAAAGCCACGGCGUAAGAGGGGCGAGUCUUCGAAGUCUGGAAUGCUGGAUGGGGAUGCUGGGAGCCUUUCUCCAAACUCAAAACCUCAUAUCUGCGAGCACUGCAAUGCUGCGUUUCGGAGCUCCUAUCACCUUCGCAGACAUGUGCUUAUCCACACAGGAGAGAGGCCUUUCAGAUGUAGUCAGUGUAACAUGAGCUUCAUACAGAAGUACCUGCUGCAGCGACAUGAGAAGAUUCACAGUGGAGAGAAGCCCUUCAGCUGUGACCAGUGUAAUAUGAGGUUCAUUCAGAAGUACCACAUGGAGAGACACAAGAGGACGCACAGUGGAGAAAAGCCAUACAAAUGUGACACCUGCCAACAGUAUUUUUCAAGGACGGAUCGACUGUUAAAGCACAAGAGGACAUGCGGAGAAGCCAUAAAGAAAGGAAUGGAGCCUGGGACCUCUGACCAGGGAAGUGGAGAUAUCGGGCACAGCAGCUACAGCCUUACUCAGGGAAAUAUAAGUGCUUCCGGGCGGAAAAAGGGCAAAUCCAAAAAUGCUUCCGGUGAAGCUGGCGAGCGGAAGAAGAAGAAACUAAGUGAAACGCAAAUACCAAGUAAUCUCGGCCUCCACGACUAUGCAGUGGAGAUACCCAUCGUCUCGUCAAGCAACAGUCUGGUGGGCGGCAACGUGCACAGUCUGCAUUCACGGGCACCGAAACUGGUCUUCAAGAAGGUCAGUAGGAAGUCGGUGGAAAAGAAUGAACUGGCCUUGGGGGCAGCCGCCGGCAUGGUCGGCCAAAAGCUGCUGUCUGAAAAGUCAGGAUCUCUCGACUUAGCCGGCAGCACGGGGGUCGAUGGCAUGGGCCUCCUGCAGGGAUCCUCGUCUAAGCCGGGCCAGACCAGCAGCAACUACGACGACGCCAUGCAGUUUCUGAAGAAAAGGAGGUACCUGCAGGCCGCCAACAGCGGCGAUUAUGGGGUGAACGUGGGUCACAUGGCCUCCCAACAAACUGUAAUUCAGGGUGCCAUCACCAGCGUGAUGGAAAGCGAGGCCACGCUCAACCUUUUGGACUCCUCCCCGAUGAACGUGGACAUGAAGCCGUGUCACGACAAGUCUGGGAUCCCGGACGAGGUGCUGCAGAGCCUCCUUGACCACUAUUCCCAAAAAUCGGACGGGCAGCAUGACGUCACCUUCGACAUUAGCGACCAGCACGUCGACAUCCACCCUUCUGGCGACAACCCCGAGAUGGGCCAGGAGGAGAACGUGUGCUCCGACUCGCCGUCGUCCACCGCCGACAAGUCGCUCAUCAUGCACGAGUAUUCCAAAUUCCUCCUGCAAGCUUUAGAGAGGACGAGCCACAGCAGCACCUUCACCCUGGGCUCGGGCUCGCCCUUCGUCAGCCUCUCCUCCUCCUCGCACCCCAACACCUUGUUUUCUGACAAGCACGUGUACACUACGCCUCCCCUGGAGAGCGGUUUCGGCCAGUCUGUUACCUCAGUGUUGCCCGCCGCGUUGCCAAAGUCCCAUUUUGGGAUGUUGGUGGGCUCUUCCCAGCCCAGCUUCCACUUGAGCAGCCUGGAUUCGGCACAUCAGCAGCUGACCCCUUCUCAGGAGCUCACCGACCAGAUCGAGCAGCAGAAGAGCCUGGAGCCCCCCGCGGGUUACCCGAUGGCGGCCCAGGAGCUGGGCGGCCAGAAGGAGCAGGGAAAGAGCACUUCUUCCAGCUACCAGAUAUCGUCUCAGGAGCUGGCGGUCCAGCUCGACCCCGGCAAGAACAUUGACCUGCGAGCAACGUACCAGAUUGAGAACUUCGCCCAGGCGUUUGGUUCUCAGUUCAAGUCGGGCAGCAGGGUGCCGCUGGCUUUUAGCGGCAGCACGGCGGCAGAGGUCGACCACCGAAUACGGACUCCGGUGUCAGAAUUCUCAGGGUACACUAAUUUGUUGUCAGAUGUUAAUGAGCCAGUUAGUACAGGAUCAAAGACCCCAACGAGCCAAAGCUACAGGUAAGGUCUCGAGACUCAGCACCUGCUUGGAGGCUUUUGAUUUCGUCAGUUAUUGGUUUUUUUUUUUUUGUUUUUUAAUUACACUGCCAUUAGAAUGUUUCUAAAGUCCUACCAGGAAAUGGUGUACGUGACGUCCUUCCAAUGCAACUCUUUUAUUUUAUUUUUUAUUAUUAUUAUUGUUUUUUUUUUUUGUUUUUUUUUUUAAUUUGUUAUCUAGGCGUUUUAUUCAUGAUAUUGUAAUAAAGUUAGGCCAGGUCGAGAUAAAUUUUAAACAGAAUAGAAUAGUUGGAGACUGGCUUAACUAUUUUUUCAAUAAACCUGUGUUUUAGCAAUCAGUUCUUUACAAUUGUAGUCAAAAAUAAUAAAAAGAAAAAAUGGCAGGGAAUAGCCCAGUUUUUCAAAAUAGCAAAAAAAAAAA